Messenger RNA from Ectocarpus siliculosus, 1136 nucleotides. The record is from the annotation of a GenBank genome assembly. Lineage: Eukaryota; Phaeophyceae; Ectocarpales; Ectocarpaceae.
CCGCAUCAGCUCUCCGUCUCUUGCGCCCGUCCAACACGAACGGUUCAGGCGACAAAGCAUACAUCUAAACCAGGAAGAGAAUCAUGUCUGGAAAUGGAGGCGAGAAGCGAAAGGCAGACGAAAUGACGGCGGCCGCGGAUGUCGUGGAGGUGCCUCUUGCUGAGCUGAAAGACGUUGCGGAGAAAGGAGUGAGCAAGCUGGGGUACAACGAGGAAGACACCAAGGUCAUCUGCGACAUCCUUAUGUACUCUCAGCUGAGGGGAGGCAACCAGGGCCUGAUCAAGAUCAUCACCCACGGCGCCGACAAGGCUCCGGACUGCGUACCGGCGAAAGUGGUCCACGAGAGCAAGCUGUCUGCCCGGCUGGACGGGGGCAAGACCCACGGAAUGCUGGUGGUGUCCAAGGCCGUCAACAUGGCCAUCGCAAAGGCAAAAGAGCACGGUUUCGGGAUGGUGGGCACGUCAAACACGUCCACCAGCACGGGGUCGAUAGGCUACUACGCCAGAGCGAUCGCGGACGCGGGACUCAUCGCCUUCUGCUUCGCGCAGUCCCCCGAGUUCGUGGCGCCGUUUGGGGCGUACGAGGCUUUGCUGGGCACCAACCCCAUCGCCGUGGGCAUCCCGCGAGAGGAAGGAAAGGAGCCCAUCGUGCUAGACAUGGCCACCGCGGCCUACCCUUUCUUCGGGCUGCUGGAGGCGAAGACGGCCGGGAAGCCCAUCCCGGGAGACGUGGCCUACGACGCGGAAGGGAAUGCAACAACGGACCCCGCAGAGGCCCUCAAAGGCGCCAUCAGAGUUUUCGACAGGUCGUACAAGGGCGGGAACCUGUCCCUCAUUGUCGAGCUGCUCGCCGGUCCUCUCGUGAGGGCGGCCACGACAGACAAGAAGUCCGCCAAGAACUGGGGAAACCUGGUCCUCGCCGUCGACCCGGAGUUGAUGGGGGACAAGGCAGAGUUUGCGGCGGGUACGGAGACCGUUCUUGCGCGCAUCAAGGGCGCCAAGAAACUUCCGGGCGUGAAGGAGAUCAUGCUUCCCGGGGAGGGGGGGUCGGCGCGGGCGGCGGCGGUAUCGGCGUCCGGGGUGGUUAGCGUGGAGAAGAACCUCUACGAGGGGAUGAAGACGGCGGCUGGCCUCUGA